AUGCCAGAGGGAGAUAGUGAGCCCUUCUCUAACUCUUUGGCUCCAGAUGACCCCGAUGUGGUUGGGGGUCCUCAUUCCUUCUUCCAAUCAAAACUUACCAAUGAAGACUUCAGGAAACUUCUUAUGACCCCAAGAGCAACACCGACUUCUGUGCCACCUUCUGAGCCACGUCACCAUGAGAUGCCAAGAGAGUACAGUGAGGAUGAAGACCCAGCUGCACGAAGGGGGAACAAGAAAAGCUAUUAUGCCAAGCUUCUCCAGCAAGGCAUUGAGCAAGAGAGAGAACUCGCAGAGAAAUACUGGGACCAUGCCAAGGAAUGGAGAGAUAGUACAAACAAAGAUUAUGAGGAAACUAAGCUGAUAAGUACCACAGCCAACUACCGGGCGGUGGGUCCCACUCCUGAGGCACACAAAUCAGCAGCAGAGAAGAGAAGACAACUGAUUCAGGAGUUUAAAUUCUUGGGUGGUGAUAUGGAACACACCCAUCCGGUGAAAGGUUUGGAUUUUUUGUUGCUUCAAAAGGUGCGUGCUGAGAUCGCCAGCAAAGAGAAGGAGGAAGAGAAACUUCUGGAAAAGCUCCAAAAGGAAACCAAGAAAGAUGAGGAUCCUGAGAACAAAAUUGAAUUAAAAACUCGCCUUGGCCGAAAUGUGUAUCGGGUGCUAUUCAAGAGUAAAUCAUAUGAGCGAAAUAAGCUGUUCUUACCGGGACGUAUGGCCUAUGUAAUAGACCUGCAUGAUGAGGGCAGGGACACAGUCAUCCCCACCACUGUCAUACGCAGCAAGGCUGACUGCCCCACAGUGGAGGCCCAGACUACACUGACUACAAAUGACAUCGUUAUUCGCAAGAUCACCCAGAUUUUGUCAUACCUGAGGCAGGGGACCCAAAACAAGAAGCUCAAGAAGGAUAAAAGAAAACUGGAAGAAAAGAAACCUCCUGAGGUUGACAUGAACAUUUUUGAAGACAUUGGGGACUAUGUUCCUUCCACAGCCAAGACACCUUGGGACAAAGAGCAUGAGAGAUACCGGAAACAGGAACGUGAUCGGAAACAGGAACGUGAUCGGAAACAGGAACGUGACCAGAAACCGGAACGUGAUCGGGAACCGGACAGAGACAGGGUGCGAGACUGGGGACUGGAACGAGAGGAGGAAAAGAAAAGGCACAGCUACUUUUUGAAGCCGGAAGUGGAUGAUGAGCCCAUGGAUGUUGACAAAAGACCUGGAUCUGCAAAAGAGUUGAUCAAGUCAAUCAGUGAAAGAUUUGCUGGGUCUGCUGCUUGGGAAGGCACUGAAUCAUCGAAGAAGCCAGAAGAUAAGAAACAGCUGGGUGAUUUCUUCGGCGCGUCCAACAGUUACGCAGAAUGCUAUCCAGCCACGGUGGACGACAUGGACGUAGAUAGUGAUGAAGAGAUAAAUUAUAACAAAAUGGACCAGGGUAACAAGAAGGGUCUCUCGGGCCGCUGGGACUUUGUUACUCAGGAGGAGUAUAGUGAGGAUAUGAACAAGGAGGCUUUGCCCAAGGCUGCAUUCCAGUAUGAUAUCAAGAUGUCUGAAGGACGGAAAGCCAGACGAUUCAAAGAAACCAAUGUUAAGGCAGAGCUCAAUCGGCAGUGCAAGAAAAGUACAGUCCCCAAGAAGAGGAAGAAGAUGGAAGCAGAUGGGUUUGAAGUGAAAAGACCGAAGUACUGA
Messenger RNA from Apodemus sylvaticus (European woodmouse), 1686 nucleotides. RefSeq names its product protein Red-like. Gene Ontology annotation, cellular component: nucleus. Gene Ontology annotation, biological process: mRNA splicing, via spliceosome. The record is from RefSeq and is a predicted model, not a curated record. The transcript has a single exon. Bases 1 to 1686 code for a protein of 561 amino acids. NCBI's taxonomy places the organism in Eukaryota, Metazoa, Chordata, Mammalia, Rodentia, Muridae.